Anthonomus grandis grandis is the source of this 1435-nucleotide messenger RNA. RefSeq names its product SPARC (gene SPARC). The transcript is spliced from 8 exons. Gene Ontology annotation, molecular function: collagen binding; extracellular matrix binding; calcium ion binding. The coding region runs from base 200 to 1084 and encodes 294 amino acids. NCBI's taxonomy places the organism in Eukaryota, Metazoa, Arthropoda, Insecta, Coleoptera, Curculionidae. Gene Ontology annotation, biological process: anatomical structure development. The record is from RefSeq and is a predicted model, not a curated record.
AAUCUACAAAGAAUUAUCUCUAAACCAGUGUGGCAACACAGUAACCGAUGAUCUUAUAUUCCGCAUGUCAGCAUCUCGAAUACUCAGUAACCGUCUUACUUGAAUGUUUAAUGGUAAUACAUAGUGUAGUUACUUGAACUGGUUUCGACCGGGAUUUUUAUAGAGGCCAGUAUUUGGCUUUGCACAACGAGUAGGCAUCAUGAGGUUCCUUGAACUAGCUACUUUUAUUCUUCUAGCUGUUUUGGUUACAGAUACUUUAGCUAGUGAGAAGCCUAAAAAACAUAAGAAAUACAGGAAAAGGCCCGAAAAACUCGCCUCCACCUCAUUAGAUGAUAAACCCAGCGAUGUUCAAUCAGAAAACUUACCACCAAUGGCUGCAGCAGCUGAUUUUAUUGACAACAGAGUUCCUUUAAUUGACCCCUGCUUGGAUGUUCAAUGUGGAGCCGGUAUGGUGUGUGAAUUGGAUAAAGAAGGUGAAGCGCAGUGCGUCUGCAUCGCUUCUUGCCCUGAAGAAACGGAGUCCAGAAGAAAGGUCUGUUCCAACAUGAACGAAACCUGGCCAUCCGACUGCUCAGUAUACCAGCAAAGAUGCUGGUGUCGCAAUGACGAUCCCAAAUGCCAGGGUGAAAAAUACAAACAUGUCCACAUUGAAUACUAUGGCACUUGCAGGGAAAUGAAGACAUGUGCCGAAAGCGAAAUGGCCGAUUUCCCAAGACGUAUGCGGGACUGGCUCUUUAAUAUUAUGCGUGAUUUGGCUGAUCGUCGUGAGCUUUCGCCUCACUAUCUCGAAAUGGAAAAGGUUGCCGAAUCUAAUAUGACCAGAAGAUGGACUAAUGCUGCCAUUUGGAAGUUCUGCGAUUUGGAUGGACAUCCACCAGACAGAUACAUCUCUCGUCACGAACUUUUCCCAAUCCGUGCCCCGUUGAUGGCCUUAGAACAUUGCAUCGCUCCGUUCCUGAAUUCUUGCGAUAGCGAUGAUGAUCAUAGGAUCACCAUUAAAGAAUGGGCUAAAUGUUUGGAAUUGGAAGAGGAUGAUAUUGAAGAUAAAUGUGACCAACUGGCCAGCCUGGAAGACGCUGAGUAAACAUUUGAACAAACGAACGAACAAAUCGUUUUAAAUAUUAUUAAGUGAAAAAAUAAUUUACGUUUAAGUGAAUUAUAAAUGCAGAAUAACAUGGUGCUAAUGCUAAUUAAAUUUUAGGUUGUAUAAGUAAGUUAAUUAAACGCGUCAAUAAUUUGAAAUGGUAGGUAGUGUAAGGUAGUCUACUUAAGUUUUGCACAUUUUUUACAUACUUCCAUACAUACGUACUGCCCUAUCUUUAGUUCUUAAGAUUACUGUACAGAAUGAGCAUUAUAGGAAUGUGGCUUUCUAUAACUAAUAUAAUAUGUUUAUUUUUAUGAAAUUAAUAAUAAAGAAUAUUUUACGAAUUAUAAA